This is a messenger RNA of Leptosia nina, 1662 nucleotides long. NCBI's taxonomy places the organism in Eukaryota, Metazoa, Arthropoda, Insecta, Lepidoptera, Pieridae. The record is from the annotation of a GenBank genome assembly.
AUGUUCAAGAACAUUGCCCAGGUACAUGGCAACCCAACGUCCACAUCAUCUGCUUUGCGGAGAGAGAAUCUAGACAUCUGGCAGCCCUACUUCGAAGGAGGACACGAAGCAAGCAUGGUCGGAGCGCCUGAUGUCAUCAAGCCAUCAGAAAAGGUCGAAGAUUAUUCGCCCCACAUCAACGGGAACCCCGUAUUUACCAUCAGCGAUGAAAUUGGCAGCCCAGACGGCGGCUUCACAAUGGCAUCCAUAAAUUCGAACGGCGACUUGAAAAGUCCGGUGGAUCUGUCCGACAAGAGGCUACCAGACGAGGACGCCGAAAAACAACCGCUGUCCGGGAAAAAGGAGGAGAGAUGGUGGAACACCUUGGUGCAAGUGGCCGUGCCGUUCUUCAUAGCCGGUUGCGGUACCAUCGGGGCUGGGCUGGUUCUUGGCAGUGUCAGAGACUGGGAUGUGUUCGUGGAGGUGUCGGCGAUCUUCGUUUUAGUUCCGUCUCUAUCGGGUUUGAAGGGUAAUCUGGAUAUGUGCUUGGCUUCUCGUCUCUCCACUCAGGCGAAUCUUGGUAACAUGGAUUCGCCGCGCGAAGUAAUCUCAAUGGUAGUUGGAAACAUAUCACUAGUUCAGGUGCAAGCAAUAGUGGCUGCGACUGUUGUGUCACUAUUCGCAAUUGUAGUGAACACUAUCACCGAUCAGGCACUGAACGGCAACUAUGUGCUUCUGAUUAUCUCAUCCGCGAUCUUCACAGCUACCACAACAUGUUUUGUGCUGGAUUUCGUGAUGGUGAUCGUCAUCUUCGGGUCACAGAAGUUCAAACUGAAUCCUGACAACGUGGCGACUCCCUUGGCUGCGUCUAUUGGUGAUAUUGUAAGCAACUCGGUGCUCGCAUUAACAGCGCAGUAUAUGUUUGAACAGAUAAAAACGUCCCUCUGGCAGCCAAUAACCUUACUCUGUGUGUAUUACUGUCUGCUACCGAUCUGGGUGUUGAUUGUCUGGCGCAAUAAAUAUACUAAGAAGGUUUUAACCACCGGCUGGACUCCGGUCAUCUCUGCUCUCUUUAUUAGCGGUAUCGGAGGGAUCGUACUUGACCAAGCUGUGGAUAGGUACCCAAGUUACGAGGUGUUCCAACCAAUUGUCAAUGGAAUCGGUGGUAACCUGGUCUGCGUGCAAUCUUCCCGUCUCGCAACCCAUCUCCAUCAGACUGCAAUACCGGGAGUUUUGCCAGAAAACACCAGAAUCAUUGAGUGGCCGUGGAAAACUCUGUUCUAUGGAACGCCAGCAGCAAAGGUUGCACGAAUGCUACUCAUAUUGGCGGUCUGCGGUCAAAUCGUGUUUAUGAUUGUUGCUGACUUCGUUUACCAGGGCUUCGUCUCCAUCCAAGUCUCUUUCGGCAUCUGUUAUGUGAUGUGCAGUGUAGUGCAGGUAAUGGUAUUGCUGUACCUGGCUUACAUUCUUAUCCACUUCAUGUGGAAAAAGAAGAAGGACCCCGACAACGCAGCGAUUCCGUAUCUCACCGCUCUCGGAGAUCUCUUAGGCUCUGUAUUCUUAGGUCUAGCAUUCGUGAUUCUCUCAAUUUUCGGCUUGCAAUACGGCAACAAUGUUCCCGGGUCAGGUUAUCCGGCUAAAAUUAAAGACUGUACUCGCGCGAAAGAGACAACCGUUUUGUAA